UUCAGGGUAUGUAUAGAGUGACUGAGCCAGCUUACUGUGGCUCAAUAUGUUGCUGUUAUCCCGUGGAUGAAGUUUCAGGAUUGGUGUUAACGCAAAUCCUGAAACUACAUUGUGCAGUCUCCUUUAUUUUAGAUGAUGGAGCAUUCAAGAAUCACACUAAUGGGUCUGGGAAACUAUGUCAGCGAGCUUGAGGAGGACCAGGAUGACUGCAGCGAGCUUGAGGAGGACGAGGAGGACCAGGAUGACUGCAGUGAUGACUGUUUUGAGACAGAUAUUUCAGACUCGAGUGACGACGAGGACACAGAAGACGGAGGAGGAGACAAGCUGGUGGAUGGUAUGGCUCCAACUCCGAAACAAAGGAAGCUGGCAAGGCAGGAUGGAUUACGAAAAGCUAAGUCCACUGGGAAAUAUCCCGAGUUCAAGGGUGUAGUUGGUGCUGCAGAUAAAGUUGACCCCUGUAACACUGCAUUCAUAGACUUUGUAAAACUAUUGUGGCCAGAUAGCUUGUGUGAGCACAUAGCCGAGCAAACAAACCUGUAUGCCACACAGUGUGGUGCUAAAAGUUGGAAGGGUACACAUAGAGACGAGAUCUGGGUAUUUAUUGGCAUAAUACUGGAGAUGGGUAUUCAUAGGCUCCCCAAGUAUACUGACUACUGGUCCACAAAUCGGCUCUUAGGAGUACAGGCUGUUAAGGACACCAUGCCUUUCAAUAGAUUUAAAUCCUUGCGGCGCUAUCUCCAUUGUGACGACAAUACGUGCAUAGUUGAUAGCAGAAAGAUAACAAGCAAGAUACAUACAGUUUUGGAAACGCUCAGUACAAACUACUUGGCCAAAUAUCAUCCUAGCCAAGAGCUUUCCGUAGAUGAAAUGAUGAUUAAGUACAAGGGUAGAAAAGGGGGUAAAAUUCAUAUGCCCAGAAAGCCUGUAAAGCUAGGUUUCAAGGUGUGGUGCUGCUCUUGUUCUUGUUGUAGGUAUCUAUGUACGUUUGAUGUGUAUAGUGGUAGGCUCACCGGUUCUUCCGGGACAAAGGUGUCAGAGAAGGGACUUCUGAUGAGGGUAGUGAAGCAAUUAGUUGAGCCUUUUCAUACAAUGAAUCAUGUGGUCUACAUGGACAACUUUUAUACAUCUGGUCCGUUGAUUGUAUACUUACGUAAGCAUGACGUAUUCGUAGUGGGUACAAUGAAAAUGUCAGCCGCUGGUUUCCCCUCAGAUCUAAAGGGUGUGGUACCUCAUAAAGGUGAAUAUGUAUCUAAGACUGUGGAUGGCAUCUGUUACUUUGUGUUCAAUGACCGUAAGGUGGUGUGUUUUGCUAUUAAUGUAUUUCCUGAGACAAUGCCAGGCGCUGUGUUCAGAUUGCAGGCAGAUGGUACUCUAUGCGCACAGAGUGUUCCCCUCUUGUCUCCCUGCCUAUAACUUGUACAUGGGAGGGGUUGACAAUACAGGGCGUAUGAGGAAUACGUAUGGAUAUGAUAGAAAGUGUCGCCGGUAUUGGUUCAGGAUCUUGUUUCAUUUUGUGGAUAUUACUGUUAAUAAUGCGUAUAUUCUGUACAAGCACAAUUGUGUGAGGGUAGGUGAAAAGCCUAAGUGUUUGAAAGGGUUUCGUUUGGAAGUGAUUGGUAGUCUGUUGAGUAUGUCACGUACAUGUGCUAGAGGUGUGUCUGGUCUCAACCUUGGUAAUCCUCCCUCGCAGGACAUCCGUGUGAGUGUCAGCAGAGUGGGACUGAGCAGAGGUAGAUGUCAAAUAGAGUAAGUAACCCAUCUCUUCGCCAGGCACCUAUAAUCGGCGGCUAUUGCACGAAGCACAAGACAAUUUUGCACAAAACUAACUACAUGGAUCUACAGAUGGGUAAGAAAGUAACAGCUCCCCAAAAUUUGGAAAGAAUAACUUGCUUGCGGACGGAAUGGUGGUCAUGAGAAGUGAGCUGCCGAAUGUAUCGAUAAUCGUCAGUGAGACACUUAUCUCCGUCUUUGCACGCUUACCAAGCACUGAAA
This is a messenger RNA of Halichondria panicea, 1992 nucleotides long. RefSeq names its product piggyBac transposable element-derived protein 4-like. NCBI's taxonomy places the organism in Eukaryota, Metazoa, Porifera, Demospongiae, Suberitida, Halichondriidae. Bases 133 to 1413 code for a protein of 426 amino acids. The record is from RefSeq and is a predicted model, not a curated record. The transcript is spliced from 2 exons.